This is a messenger RNA of Xyrauchen texanus (razorback sucker), 6754 nucleotides long. RefSeq names its product AP-3 complex subunit delta-1-like. The coding region runs from base 165 to 3950 and encodes 1261 amino acids. The record is from RefSeq and is a predicted model, not a curated record. The transcript is spliced from 35 exons. NCBI's taxonomy places the organism in Eukaryota, Metazoa, Chordata, Actinopteri, Cypriniformes, Catostomidae. Gene Ontology annotation, cellular component: presynaptic endosome; endosome membrane; AP-3 adaptor complex. Gene Ontology annotation, biological process: neurotransmitter receptor transport, postsynaptic endosome to lysosome; synaptic vesicle budding from endosome; synaptic vesicle membrane organization.
UCCUAGACUGGUCCGCUGCAGAUCACCACCAGAAAGAGCGAAACCCCUCCUGCACAGGCCGCUGUCCGGGACUGAAUGAGAGACUAGCGCUCCAGCGGGCCGGUCAGUACUCAGAUAAAGUCCGUGUUCGCGGUUCGGUCCGGUCGGACAGGAGGGAAAUCAUCAUGGCUCUGAAAAUCGUCAAGGGAAGCAUCGAUCGGAUGUUCGAUAAAAACCUGCAAGAUUUAGUACGUGGCAUUAGGAACCAUAAGGAAGAUGAGGCCAAAUACAUCUCUACAUGCAUAGAUGAGAUCAAACAAGAACUAAAACAGGACAACAUUGCUGUGAAAGCCAACGCAGUCUGCAAGCUCACCUACUUGCAAAUGCUGGGCUAUGAUGUCAGCUGGGCUGCAUUUAACAUCGUGGAGGUGAUGAGUUCCUCCAAAUUCACGUACAAGCGAAUUGGCUACCUUGCUGCAUCUCAAUGCUUUCAUGAGAGCACUGAUGUCAUCAUGCUAACAACCAAUCAGAUCCGCAAGGAUCUCAGUAGUCCCAACCAGUAUGACACCGGUGUGGCUCUGACUGGCCUUUCCUGCUUUGUGACCCCUGACCUUGCCCGUGACCUGGCCAAUGACAUCAUGACUUUGAUGUCCCACACUAAGCCAUACAUUCGGAAGAAAGCGGUGCUAAUCAUGUAUAAAGUGUUCCUGAAGUACCCCGAGUCCCUCCGUCCUGCCUUCCCCCGACUCAAAGAAAAGCUGGAGGACCCAGAUCCCGGCGUCCAGUCAGCAGCUGUGAAUGUCAUCUGUGAGCUGGCCAGAAGAAACCCCAAGAACUACCUUUCCCUGGCGCCCUUGUUCUUCAAACUCAUGACAUCCUCUACCAACAACUGGGUGCUCAUUAAAAUCAUUAAGCUGUUUGGUGCUCUCACUCCUCUGGAGCCUCGUUUGGGAAAGAAACUUAUUGAACCCCUGACAAACCUCAUUCACAGUACCUCGGCUAUGUCUCUUCUGUAUGAAUGCGUCAACACUGUUAUAGCAGUGCUGAUCUCACUCUCUUCUGGGAUGCCCAAUCACAGCGCUAGCAUACAGCUCUGUGUGCAGAAACUGCGAAUCCUGAUUGAAGACUCGGACCAGAACUUGAAGUACUUGGGUCUGCUGGCCAUGUCUAAGAUCCUGAAGACCCAUCCCAAGUCUGUGCAAUCACACAAGGACCUGAUUCUGCAAUGUCUGGACGACAAAGAUGAGUCUAUUCGUCUGAGAGCCCUGGAUCUGCUCUAUGGCAUGGUGUCGAAGAAGAACUUAAUGGAGAUCGUAAAGAAACUGAUGCUGCAUGUGGACAAAGCUGAGGGAACCACUUACAGAGACGAAUUACUCACCAAGAUCAUCGACAUCUGCAGCCAGAGCAACUAUCAGUACAUCACCAACUUUGAGUGGUACAUCAGUAUUCUGGUGGAGUUGACUCGUCUGGAGGGCACAAGGCACGGUCACCUGAUUGCCUCGCAGAUGCUGGAUGUUGCCAUCCGCGUCAAAGCCAUCCGAGGCUUCGCUGUUGCACAAAUGGCGACUCUGCUGGACAACGCACACCUGCUGACUGGCAACACACAGCGAAAUGGCAUCUGUGAGGUUCUCUAUGCUGCCGCGUGGAUCUGCGGAGAGUUUUCAGAGCAUUUGGAAGAUCCCAUGCAGACAUUGGAGGCCAUGUUGAGACCCAAAGUGGCUACACUGCCUGGUCAUAUUCAAGCAGUGUACGUCCAGAAUGCCGCAAAGUUGUUUGCCACCGUGCUGCAGAAACACAAAGGGGAGACGGACAGCCAGGCCAUGCAGGAGACGAGCCAACUUCUCAUAGACAGACUGCCACUGUUCGUCCAGAGCGCUAACCUGGAAGUGCAGGAGAGGGCAUCCUGCAUCCUGCAGCUGGUGAAGUACAUCCAGAAGCUGCAGCAAAAGAAUGUUGAGGUGGCAGAGGAAGUGACUGCUCUCUUUGCUGGAGAGCUCAACCCCGUGGCCCCCAAGGCCCAGAAGAAAGUGCCUAUACCAGAAGGUCUGGAUUUAGAUGCCUGGAUCAACGAGCCUCCUUCAGAGAGCGAGUCUGAGGAUGAGAAACCCAAAGCUGUGUUUGCUAAAGAUGAACCCAAGCAUUCUAGAUCGAAACACACUGAGGUGGACGAGAAGGAGCUGGCCAGGAGAAGGGAAGCCAGGAAGCAAGAACAGGCCAACAACCCAUUCUACAUUAAAGCCUCCCCGUCAUCUCAGAAGGUGUAUGAUGCGGCAGGUGUUGAACACAUUCCAGUGGUGCAGAUCGACCUCAGCGUGCCUCUCAAAGUCCCAGGGAUGCCCAUGUCAGACCAGUACCUAAAGCAGGAGGAGGAGCGCCGUCAGAAGGUGAAGGCUGAGAGGAAGAAGAAAGAGAAGAAGAAAAAGAGAGAGAAGCGAGGGAAUGAGAGGAAGCCAUAUUCAGGUCCUGAGAGUGAGGAAGACAUCGCACCCGUUCAGCAGGUGGACAUAGUCACAGAGGAAAUGCCUGAGAAUGCCUUACCCAGUGACGAUGACGACAAAGAUCCUAACGACCCUCACAAAGCUCUGGACAUCGAUCUGGACAAUCUACUCUCUGGUGCUAGCUCAAGGCCGCUUGCAGAGAGCGAGAAGCUUCCUGUGAGGACUCACCGUCCAGAGGUGCUGAAGAGCCCCGCAGAUGGCCUAGACUGCAAGAACAUCCCACUGGAGAUCAAGAAGAGCAGUAAGGUGAAGAAAGAGAAGAAGAAGGACAAGGAGAAGGAUAGAAAGAGGAGCAAAGAGGAAAAGAAGAAAAAGAAGAAACACAAGGAAGUAGAGGAGGAGCCUCUGGAAUCCCAGCUAGAAGAGGCUGUCCAAUCAGAGGAGACCAAAGAGGUGGCAGCCCCUCCCACAUCCAUAUCUGCUGAGGCCUCUGAUCUGGAUUUCUGGCUCUCUAGUGCUCCUGUUCCCCCCACCAUCCAGGAGAUAACGGCGCCCCCUUCAGCCACUACUGUAGAUGCGAGCUCUGCAGCUGCACCAGAUUCUGAGCCAGAGGAGCCUAAAGAGACAGAACCAGAGGACACUAAAUCGUCCAAACACAAGAAGAAGAAGCAGAAGAAAGAAAAGGAAAAGGAGAAGGAAAAGAAAAAGAAGAGACACCACCACCACCAUCAUCAUCACAGUGAUGGAGGAGGAGAGGAUUCUGUGCAGAACGGCACUGUGGAGGAGGAAGAGCCUCUUCCACCCAUGUCCAACUACUCUCUGCUGGCCGAGAACUCCUACAUCAAGAUGAUGAUGGAAGAUGCUGAUCAGGAGUACGAUAUCCAAGGCAACCAUCAGGACGAGAGCAAGGUCAUAGUGUUGGUCAUCUUUGAGAACAAGAGUGACAGCUUCCUCAAGUCAAUGGAGUUCAAUGUGCUAGAUUCCCUCAACUCCAAACUGCAGCGGCCGGAGGGAGCCGGACCGCAUGAUGGCCUCACCGUCCCUUUCCAACUGCCACCAGGGGUGUCAAAUGAGGCCAGGUUUGUUUUCUCAGUGCAGAGUGUCGUCAUGCCUCAGAAACUAAAGGGAACCCUCACCUUUAUUGUUAAGUCGGAAGACUCCUCCACUCACGAGAAACUGGACUUCAAACUGCACUUUACAUGCACGUCAUACCUGAUCACCACUCCCUGCUACAGUGAUGCAUACGCUAAGCUGCUGGAGUCAGGCGACCUGAAGGGGAGCUCUCUACGGCUAGAGGGGAUCAACAUGCCCUUCCAUCACCUGCUGGCCAGGAUCUGCUUCCACCAUCACUUCUCUGUUGUGGAGAGGAUUGACUCCUGCGCAUCCAUGUACAGCAGGUCGAUCCAAGGUCACCACGUCUGUUUGCUGGUCAAAAUCGCCGAUCAGACCGUCUCCAUUGACGCCAAGUGUGACGAGCCAUCGCUGCUGGGAAACGUGCUGGAUGAGAUCAAGCAGACCUUCUCAAAAUGCUGAGUAUGUCUGAGAGACCCUGAAACCCCUAAACCCCAGCGCAGCCUCUGCGACGGAAACAUGUGCUCAGAAUCAUAUCACACGAUCUGAGACUUGCCUCUGUUCCUCUGCAACUCUACCUUUAUAUUUAUUGGAUCUCUUAUUCUGUUUUUCGUCUUUUAAUACCACAUAACCCCUCUCUUGCCUUUUGUGUCAUUGAUUUUUGUUUCCUCCUUGUCUAUGUUAUACUUCCAAUGUGGAUUCCUCUCAUCUGAUCUCAUAUUUCAGCCUUCAACCUCGGCUUCUUCUUGCAAUUGGUAACUUCAUUCUCAUGAUUUUCGUUUUCACUGACACUCAAAUUUCCACUCUUCCAUUUGUCUUAAUGGUCCGUGACAUUCAUCUUAAUAACUGGAUUUUUUGUUGUCGAUGAGUUGUUGUUUUUUUUUAAUGUUUUGCAUUGUGGUGUUUGCGUUAUUUUGUCCUGAAAUGCAUCAGCGCCUUUCUCUGCAUUAAACAUCAGCAUGUUAGCUCCUUACCAGUUUUGUAGCUUAUGUGUGGUGCUGCUUUUGAAGGCUAGCCCUUGCAAGACUGGUUUCAACCAAACUCUGGGUACUCCAUAUCGCACCUGAAACCCCACCCAUUUCCAAUCCUCAAUCACUAACAUCCCCUGAGCACUAAAUCUACAACCAGCAUCACAAAUGCAGUUCCAAAUGUGCAAAUCAUUGGGGGCACACCGUGUUGCAUUUAAUGAAAACACUUGUGAUCCCAUGUGUAUGUGAUCAUGUGGCCCACUACUAUUUAUGUCCUAAUGCUGACAUAAGAGUAAGAGUAAACCAGUCACAAUAUUGGUUUGUAUUGUGAGUUAAAACUACAUUGGUAACUAUGGUAGUGUAUAAUUAAUAUAACAGCACACUAACAGACUUUGCUUGGGUUAAUGGCAGUAAAUGAAAGGUAGAAUAAUUAACAAAAAUGAAUUAGUCCAUGGCUGUCAAAUCUGAUCUUGAAAUUCUUGUACAUUUGUUUCUCCAUGGGUCCAGUUUCUCAAAUGGACAGCAUUCUUUUGGUAACUGCAGUAAAUAUCCUCAACUCAUACCACAGUUUGUGAAAACAGACGAAAAAUUUGUUGAUGGUUAUGCACUUGAUAUGGAAGUCUAUGGGGCAACUGCCGUUGUAGCUUUAUUUCAGUAUAAACAUUGUUUUCAAUGCUGAAAACUGCUUAAACCAGCUUGAAGUUAUUAGACUGGUCUGUAUGGAGCAGCCUAACAAUCUUAAACUGACGUUAAUGGUUAUGCACUUACAAUAGAAAUCUAUGGGGCAAGUGGUUUUCACACAUUUUCCAUGUUAAAACACAGCUUAAACCAGCUUAAAGUUGUUAGGCUGGUCUGUUUUGCUGGUAUUAAAGAGAUUUUGGGCACUUGUUUGCUGUGAGACUAGUUAAACCAGCCAAGACCAGCAAACCACCUUUUUCUGUUUAGUUUUUUCAGCUGGGUUUACUGAGGUAUGUGUUCAAAUUAUUUUCUGGAGUAAUCAAUAGAAUGUUAAAUCCCCAAAUUAUUUCUUUAACAUACCAUUGACCAUACUGACAGUAUCUGAUGUUUCUGGACAGUAUUAUAAAAAGUGAUCCCUUUCUGGUAUCCCUUUUAAUUGUAUUUCUUAAACCUGUCUUAAGAAUAUUGCACUGUUAAAGGGAGCCUACAAAGUCUGCAAACUGUGCACUUCCUCCAUGGCUUAGACAUCAUCCAAACCCACGCUUGUGUUCUUCAGAUUUUAAACAUUUUGUCUUGUAUAUUUGCCGAAUACAAUGAAUCACUUUUUUUUAUUUUUUUUAUGCUGUUAAAUGCCUUUUUUUCCACACUACUGAACUGAACUUGUACUGACUAAUUAAGACACAUCCUGUAAGUAACUCCUGUGUUUGACUGUCUGAUCCAGCACGCUGUAGCGCUCAGUUGUAAAGAUGCAACCAAAGUAGAGUUUACCUGCUCAUGAAACCUAACUUUAUCCUGUGGGUACCUUUGCAAGUGUUUUUCACCAAAGUACGAAUGAGUUCAUCAUCAAGAAGUGACUUGAAUAUCGGGUUUAAAAGAUGUUUCUGGAAGAACAUUGCUAUAGUGAUUGACAAGGUUGAAGACUGAAAACGACUGUAAUUAUUAAAUCUUAUUGUUGAAAGUCACAUUUACAUUUAUAACUUGCAUGGGUAGGAAUGUACAUUUUUCGCAUAAUUUGUUUUCUUUGAAUAAUACAUGAACACAUGCAUAGAAAAUUCCCCUAUCAUUCCUUUGUUGCAAUUAUAUUCAUAAGUUGGCUUCACCAUAUUACACCAUUUGAUGGUAUAAUGUAUUUUUAUUUGUUAUGAGUACUUCAAAACAAUGUCUUGGAAUGUUUUUAAAAAAACUGCAUUUGCAUUAAAUUAUUAUUUACGGAUAUCAAUUGAGGGGGGUUAGGUGGUCUUUGGUGUCAAAGAAGCUGAGCUUUACAGUACGGGGUCCAUAUAGUUAUCUAUAAUUGGCCGUUCAAUAUGAUUCACGUGAGUGGCCCAGCUAAUCUAACAAAGUUUUUCCCUCUGGCAAGUUGUAGUGCAGAUAUUGCUGGAUUUGGCUUCUCAUUAAGUAUACUCUCAUUGCUCUUCGUUUGAAGGUACUCCUUCAUAUGUAUUUUCCAACUGUAUGAUGUAAUAUAAUGUUUUAAGAUGAAUAAAUGAGCAAAAAAAAAAAGAGACAUCAUUUGCUAUUGAAAUUCUUGAGAGGUCCACCCAAAAAGGUCGGGGAGGAUACUGUAGUUUUGUGUGUGUGUACCAAUAAAUUCAUACAUACAAAUAACGUACAUCUGAA